Messenger RNA from Botrytis deweyae, 315 nucleotides. RefSeq lists its product as uncharacterized. Gene Ontology annotation, molecular function: protein-macromolecule adaptor activity. The transcript has 4 exons. Gene Ontology annotation, biological process: ubiquitin-dependent protein catabolic process. The coding region runs from base 1 to 315 and encodes 104 amino acids. NCBI's taxonomy places the organism in Eukaryota, Fungi, Ascomycota, Leotiomycetes, Helotiales, Sclerotiniaceae. The record is from RefSeq and is a predicted model, not a curated record. Gene Ontology annotation, cellular component: elongin complex.
AUGGCAACAGCGCAACCAGGUCAAAGCAAAUAUGUAACACUCGUAUCCUGCGAUGGAUUCGAAUAUGUCGUUUUGAGAGAAGCUGCUUGCACCAGUGUUGCGAUUAAGAAGAUGUUGGAUCCAUCCAGUGGUUGGGAAGAGUCUCAGACAGGAGUCUGCCGUUUCUCAGAGAUCAGUGGUGUCGUCCUUGAGAGAGUCGCCGAAUACUUUUACUACAACUACAAGUAUCGCAACUCGGAGAAUGUGCCAGACAUGGAAAUUCCUGCAGAGUUGUGCCUUGAGUUGUUGAUGGCAGCCGAUUACUUGGACACAUAA